Molecule: messenger RNA, 740 nt
Organism: Drosophila miranda
Lineage: Eukaryota; Metazoa; Arthropoda; Insecta; Diptera; Drosophilidae
Exons: 3
Coding region: 550-684 (44 amino acids)
Source: RefSeq, a predicted model, not a curated record
GCUUCAGUCAACGCGCUUCAAUGACGACCACAGCACGCCCCGCACUUACUAGGAGACUCCGUCGCAUUGCCUGAAUAAUACUUGAAAAUCUAUGGAAUAUACUACCAAUUACUAAAGCGCGUUGCACAAUUCCCUGACUUGACCUUCGGACCGACCACCACCUGGACAAAAAUUCAUUUUCGCUUUUCAUUCAAUUUGCAUUCCUUUUUUCUUUUGUGUUUUUCGCACACGUGUUUCUGUUCCUCCCCACACAUACACACACAUACACACAGACAUCAUUUCGGCAGUGACUUUUUUUUUGGGUUACAUUGAAAAAAAAGUACUUCGACUGCCAACAAAAUCCCAUUACGACCCGACCUCUAAUUUGACCAAUUGACGGAAAAUUAAUUGCGCUUAAAAUUAAUUAACAAAACUAUGCAUAUUUUUUUAACGUGAAACGAGCGUGUUAUUUGUCCAUCUGAUUUUAUAGUUGAUUGUGUUUAAGUAAAUUAAUUGAGCUAUUUAUGUUUUUGUGCUUCGAUCCAAAUUCAAUUUGCGAUCACAAUUUAAAUGCCUUUCGUCGAGAGAUUUCAACAAAUACGAAAUUUUGUUAUGAACGUCUGUCUCGUGGAGGCCAUCCAAUUCGUCCAGGACUUAACGCAUGCCAUUUGCUUGGACUUUCAGGGAUUGUUCAACCUAAAGUAGAGAUCCCCGAGCGAUCUCUCAUCGCUCUCUUCAUCAGUACACCUGUAAGCAAUAUU